ACUCGGCGGCCAGUGUGCGCAGGUCUCCUGGUCGCCGGCCAGAGGGCGAAAGCAUUCACCCGAGGCCCCCAGCUUCGCGGCUGCCUUGGCUGCGAGCAACGAGGGAAGAGGAGGCAGGCGCUCCAAAACUGGGCGAAGAUUCCUAUCCUAAUUUCUAACUCGAGCCUCCCACCGUCAGUGCGCUUAAUGGCGCUGCUGGCCGGAUGGAUAAUCGAGCUCUCUGGAGGGACAGACGCGGCCGCCAUCCCUAAUAAAUCGUGAAUAACGAAUGAGGGAAUCGACCAUCCUCAUGAGGCCCACGGGCGUCCAGUAACGCAGUAUCGAUUCGCUUCCCCGGCGUCGGCCUCACCGCUACUCCCGGCGUUUCCAAGCCUCCCUCCUCGUUCUCUCCCUCCUGCCGGAGCCACUGCGGACCGGAGCCCCAGCGCCAGGUGGAGCCGGGGCGCCAGUGGGAGUCGGGCCCAGCCGUCUUGGCGCUCGCCCGACUCUCCCGCCCGCGCGCCCAGGGAGGCGCACAGGCAGCGCGCAGCGCAGGGCGCGAGCGAAAAAUGCGGGAAUCAGCGCCAGGCAGGAGAAAAGGCGCGGGCCCACCUUACAGCCCGGCGCCUCGUUUCCUAGUCCAGUGUGGCCGCUCGCCUUCGGCCGGAUUAUUGUGUCCCAGACCCGGAGCCUGAGUUCCCAUCCUCAGCGGGCCUCCGUUCUUCUCUGCCCGAGCACGCCGGGGGCGCAGCCUCCGCCAGAGCUACCCGAUCCCCCCGCGGCGAGGCCCCCCACCCGGCCUCACCCCGCACCUCCACUCCCCUCUCGCGAUUGCUCCCUGCCAGGCGCCCAGGCUGGAUCCUGGUGCGCCGCUUUUCGGGGCCAGCGCCCCUGCCGCCGAGGGGGCAAGGGGAGUGGGGAGGACACGCUCGCCCUCCCAGAUGCAGUUAUUAAUUUUAAGGGAGUGUCACUUGGAGUGAAUGAAAAUCGCUCGGACGCCUGGCUGAAGGCGUCGCGUCCCCCGCCGGAGCCCCGCGCCCUUUGGUCUAGGCCGGGGCGUGGAGGACCACGAGCCACCUUUCAGCCCAGUCCCCAUUUCACCAUUUUCCAGGCGCCCCAGUUAGGGAUGGGCAUCACAGUGUCAGUGGGGGGAACCCAUAUUUUGAAGGGAGGGGGGCUAACUGCGGAAGGUAACAUAAGAGAAUCCAUCCUCCGGGGUCGGGGCGGCCGCAUGGGAAGGGAGGGGUCUCGUCCUGGCUAGGGACCCGGCAGCCGGUGGCGGGGAGCGGCCGCGCCAGCCUCCCCCUCCUCUUCCCGUCUCUGCCAGCAUCCUGAAGGAAUGAGGUCACGUGGGUUUCUCCCCUCCCGCCGCCCGGGCGAGCGACACGGCUGCGGCCCCCCUCCCCUCCCUUCCCUCCCUCCCUCCCAUCCCCCCCUCCCCGAGACCCACCGGACCCCGAACCCAGGUAAGCGGAGCGGACUCCCCCUGCCUUUCCCUCUCCUGGCCUGUAACCCUCUGGGGAUUGGGAUGGGGGCCGGCCGUUCUUCGCAAGCCCCGAUGGGAGGGGGAGGCUCUGAGCCGAUCCUGCCUUCGCACCCCCCGCGCCCCGUCAGUCCCUAGCCCAGCUUGCCCCGUCCGCCUUUCUUUCUCCCUUUUUUCUGUCCCUUUUUCCCUUUCCUCUCUUCCAAGAUGGCCGAAACGGGCUCCCCGUCUUAACGAUUUGGCGUCUCCCUCGACCACCACCUCUUUGUGCAGCAGCCCCCGGGCAGACCCUGUUCCGAGGGCAACGCUCCCCAGUCCCCCCACCCCCGACCCCGGAAUCAUGCAUCGGACUACACGGAUCAAAAUCACAGAGCUGAACCCCCACCUCAUGUGUGCCCUCUGCGGGGGGUACUUCAUCGACGCCACCACUAUCGUGGAGUGCCUGCAUUCCUUCUGCAAAACCUGCAUCGUGCGCUACCUGGAGACCAACAAAUACUGCCCCAUGUGUGACGUGCAGGUCCAUAAAACCCGGCCGCUGCUGAGCAUCAGGUCUGACAAAACACUUCAAGACAUUGUCUACAAAUUGGUCCCUGGGCUUUUUAAAGAUGAGAUGAAACGGCGGCGGGAUUUCUAUGCAGCGUACCCCCUGACGGAGGUCCCCAACGGCUCCAAUGAGGACCGCGGCGAGGUCUUGGAGCAGGAGAAGGGGGCUCUGAGUGAUGAUGAGAUUGUCAGCCUCUCCAUCGAAUUCUACGAAGGUGCCAGGGACCGGGACGAGAAGAAGGGCCCCCUGGAGAAUGGGGAUGGGGACAAAGAGAAAACAGGGGUGCGCUUCCUGCGAUGCCCAGCAGCCAUGACCGUCAUGCAUCUUGCCAAGUUUCUCCGCAACAAGAUGGAUGUGCCCAGCAAGUACAAGGUGGAGGUUCUGUACGAGGACGAGCCACUGAAGGAAUACUACACCCUCAUGGACAUCGCCUACAUCUACCCCUGGCGGCGGAACGGGCCUCUCCCCCUCAAGUACCGUGUCCAGCCAGCCUGCAAGCGGCUCACCCUAGCCACGGUGCCCACCCCCUCCGAGGGCACCAACACCAGCGGGGCGUCCGAGUGUGAGUCAGUCAGCGACAAGGCUCCCAGCCCUGCCACCCUGCCAGCCACCUCCUCCUCCCUGCCCAGCCCAGCCACCCCAUCCCAUGGCUCUCCCAGUUCCCAUGGGCCUCCAGCCACCCACCCUACCUCCCCCACUCCCCCUUCGACAGCCAGUGGGGCCACCACAGCUGCCAACGGGGGUAGCUUGAACUGCCUGCAGACACCAUCCUCCACCAGCAGGGGGCGCAAGAUGACUGUCAACGGCGCUCCCGUGCCCCCCUUAACUUGAGGCCAGGGACCCUCUCCCUUCUUCCAGCCAAGCCUCUCCACUCCUUCCACUUUUUCUGGGCCCUUUUUUCCACCUCUUCUACUUUCCCCAGCUCUUCCCACCUUGGGGGUGGGGGGCGGGUUUUAUAAAUAAAUAUAUAUAUAUAUGUACAUAGGAAAAACCAAAUAUACAUACUUAUUUUCUAUGGACCAACCAGAUUAAUUUAAAUGCCACAGGAAACAAACUUUAUGUGUGUGUGUAUGUGUGGAAAAUGGUGUUCAUUUUUUUUGGGGGGGGUCUUGUGUAAUUUGCUGUUUUUGGGGGUGCCUGGAGAUGAACUGGAUGGGCCACUGGAGUCUCAAUAAAGCUCUGCACCAUCCUCGCUGUUUCCCAAGGCAGGUGGUGUGUUGGGGGCCCCUUCAGACCCAAAGCUUUAGGCAUGAUUCCAACUGGCUGCAUAUAGGAGUCAGUUAGAAUCGUUUCUUUCUCUCCCCGUUUCUCUCCCCAUCUUGGCUGCUGUCCUGCCUCUGACCAGUGGCCGCCCCCCACGUUGUUGAAUGUCCAGAAAUUGCUAAGAACAGUGCCUUUUACAAAUGCAGUUUAUCCCUGGUUCUGAGGAGCAAGUGCAGGGUGGAGGUGGCACCUGCAUCACCUCCUCCUCUUGCAGUGGAAACUUUGUGCAAAGAAUAGAUAGUUCUGCCUCUUUUUUUUUUUUUCCUGUGUGUGUGGCCUUUGCAUCAUUUAUCUUGUGGAAAAGAAGAUUCAGGCCCUGAGAGGUCUCAGCUCUUGGAGGAGGGCUAAGGCUUUAGCAUUGUGAAGCGCUGCACCCCCACCAACCUUACCCUCACCGGGGAACCCUCACUAGCAGGACUGGUGGUGGAGUCUCACCUGGGGCCUAGAGUGGAAGUGGGGGUGGGUUAACCUCACACAAGCACAGAUCCCAGACUUUGCCAGAGGCAAACAGCCUUCCAAUUGCCCCUCCACCCCCAGCUGAGGCCCGGUCACCUGGUCAGGACAGAGCAACUGCAUCUAAAAGCACAAGAAGACAGAAACCUGUAAGCUCUGACCCCACCCCCACCCCUUGAGAGGUCAGCGGACCACCUCCUUAGGGACAGACCCUGGCAGGUCGCUGCCCACCGAGAUUUCCUCAAGUGUGCAUAGAUCUGAGAGGAGUCGGGAGUCGAGACUCGAGAUUCCAUCAUAGCGUAGGUGUGUGGGGUUGGGAGCCCCCUGAUGGGCUUGUCUGUGUUUGCACCUUGUCCUGUGUCUGAGGUCCUGUGACUGUACCCUCCUUUGCCCUGGGACAUCUGUAUCUCUUGGCUUUGUAAUAAAUGCUGCAUACUUUC
This is a messenger RNA of Homo sapiens (human), 4162 nucleotides long. It is a transcript of the gene PCGF2, whose product is annotated as polycomb group ring finger 2. The record is from RefSeq and is a predicted model, not a curated record. The coding region runs from base 1803 to 2837 and encodes 344 amino acids. The transcript has 11 exons. Gene Ontology annotation, biological process: negative regulation of transcription by RNA polymerase II; chromatin organization. Lineage: Eukaryota; Metazoa; Chordata; Mammalia; Primates; Hominidae. Gene Ontology annotation, cellular component: nucleus; nucleoplasm; PRC1 complex.